UGCUCGCCCAUUGCUCAGGUUCCCUGGUCCAGGCAGCGCUGACUCAGCCACCCUCCGUGUCAGCGAACCCGGGACAAACCGUCCAGAUCACCUGCUCCGGGAGCAGCUACAGCUAUGGCUGGUACCAGCAGAAGGUUCCUGGCAGUGCCCCUGUCACUGUCAUCUACUACAACAACAAGAGACCCUCAGACAUCCCUUCGCGAUUCUCCGGAUCCAAGUCUGGCUCCACAGCCACGUUAACCAUCACUGGGGUCCAAGCCGAGGACGAGGCUGUCUAUUACUGUGGUAACUGGGACAGCAGCAGCAGCUAUGGUGUCUGGUGACAACAAGUUCCCUGGUCCAGGCAGCGCUGACUCAGCCACCCUCCGUGUCAGCGAACGUGGGACAAACCGUCCAGAUCACCUGCUCCGGGAUUUACAGCAGCUAUGCUUAUUACAGCUGGCAUCAGCAGAAGGUUCCUGGCAGUGCCCCGUCACUGUCAUCUACUACAACAACAAGAGACCCUCAGACAUCCCUUCGCGAUUCUCCGGAUCCAAGUCUGGCUCCACAGCCACGUUAACCAUCACUGGGGUCCAAGCCGAGGACGAGGCUGUCUAUUACUGUGGUAGCCAGGACAGCAGCUACAAUGGUUCCCUGGUCCAGGCAGCGCUGACUCAGCCACCCUCCGUGUCAGCGAACGUGGGACAAACCGUCCAGAUCACCUGCUCCGGGGGUAGCUAUAGCUAUGGCUGGUACCAGCAGAAGGUUCCUGGCAGUGCCCCCGUCACUGUGAUCUACGAUAACAACAAGAGACCCUCUGGCAUCCCUUCGCGAUUCUCCGGAUCCAAGUCUGGCUCCACAGGCACGUUAACCAUCACUGGGGUCCAAGCCGAGGACGAGGCUGUCUAUUACUGUGGUGGCUACGACAGCAGCAGCAGCAAUGGUGUAUUCGGGGCCGGGACCCUGUUGACCGUCCUAGGCCAGCCCAAGGCCUCGCCCUCCGUCUACCUCUUCCCGCCGUCCCCCGACGAGCUCUCGACGCAGAGCAAAGCCACCCUGGUGUGUCUGCUGGGAGACUUCUACCCCGGCGCCGUGCAGGUGACCUGGACGGCCGAUGGCCGUACCCUCUCCAGCGGCGUCGAGACCAGCCAGCCCCAGCGGCAGACCAACAACCAGUACAUGGCCAGCAGCUACCUGACGCUGAGUGCCUCCGACUGGAAGAGCCACGAGACCUACGCCUGCAAGGUCACGCACGAGGCCGGCAAUGUGGAGAAGAGCCUGAAGAGAUCCGAGUGCUCCUAACGCCGCCGGGACCUCCCCGUGCCAGGCGGCCCCUCGCCGGCCCCCUCCCUCUUCCCCGCUGCUGGGGGCAGCGGCUGUCCCCCCGCCGCAGAUGUCUCUCCCCGUGUCCCCCCGUCCCCUGCUCCCGUACCCCUGACCUGAGUGUCACACGAAUAAACACCGACACUGAACUA
Molecule: messenger RNA, 1454 nt
Organism: Aquila chrysaetos chrysaetos
Lineage: Eukaryota; Metazoa; Chordata; Aves; Accipitriformes; Accipitridae
Product: immunoglobulin lambda-1 light chain
Exons: 8
Coding region: 310-1281 (323 amino acids)
Biological process (GO): peptide antigen assembly with MHC class II protein complex; immune response; positive regulation of T cell activation
Cellular component (GO): MHC class II protein complex
Molecular function (GO): MHC class II protein complex binding
Source: RefSeq, a predicted model, not a curated record